Megalops cyprinoides (Indo-Pacific tarpon) is the source of this 6196-nucleotide messenger RNA. RefSeq names its product kinase D-interacting substrate of 220 kDa B. Gene Ontology annotation, molecular function: protein binding. The record is from RefSeq and is a predicted model, not a curated record. The transcript is spliced from 30 exons. The coding region runs from base 462 to 5690 and encodes 1742 amino acids. Lineage: Eukaryota; Metazoa; Chordata; Actinopteri; Elopiformes; Megalopidae.
UUAGCUAACGAGGGUCCGUUUAAAAUGCUUUGGCCAAUGCUUGUUUUUGUGAUGUUAUGAUUUUUUUGCUGCGGAUGGUUGUGGAGGUAGGAGAAGGCUACCCAGGGGCUAAUACCACUAGUCUGACAAGCACAAAGGAUAUUGACUUCAGUAUAUAUUUCCGAUAAACACGGAAUCAUACAUAGGCUAAUUGUUUGAGAACAACUACGUACCGCUAAUGAUACCAUUUUUUUAAUAACAUCUGGCAGCCUGUGAAGAGAUACCUCGCAGUGCGAGAGGGUGCGAGCGCGCCUCCCGGCGGGGGUGGGGUGUCUCCUUAUGCAUAAUUCAUAGCGCUCGGGGGUGUCCGGGAGAGGCGAGCGCUGACAUUCAGAGCAGGUGAUCGCACCCAUAUAGAAGCUUCUGUAGCACACAUUAUCCACGGGAUCGCCUCUGAGGGACAGUGGUGUUAGGACGCAGCCAUGGACACCACCACCUCCAUAAAGAUGACCACUCUGGCCAUCCAGAACCUCUUCAGCUAUGUGGAGGAGGAGAAUCUGGCCGCCGUCAAGACACACCUGGACAAGUUCAAAGAGGUGGACGGCAGGAGCGAUAACGGACAGACUCCCCUGAUGCUGGCUGCAGAGCAGGGAAGCCUGGAGAUCGUGCAGGAGCUGAUCAGGAGAGGUGCAAACGUCAAUCUGGACGAUGUGGACUGCUGGACAGCUCUGAUCUCGGCCUCGAAGGAGGGCCACGUGGAGGUGGUGAAGGAGCUGCUGGAGAACAGCGCCUACAUCGAGCACAGGGACAUGGGGGGGUGGACAGCGCUCAUGUGGGCAGCGUAUAAGGGCAGGGUGGAGACGGCCUCGGUCCUGCUGGAGAAAGGAGCCAAUCCCAACACCACUGGGCAGCAAUACAGCGUGUACCCCAUCAUUUGGGCCGCUGGCAGAGGCCAUGCUGAGAUCGUCCGGCUCCUGCUGCAGCAUGGGGCCAAAGUCAACUGCUCUGACAAGUAUGGCACCACCCCGCUGAUCUGGGCAGCCAGGAAGGGCCACUAUGACUGUGUGAUGCACCUGCUGGAGAACGGCGCAGACGUUGACCAGGAGGGGGCGAACUCGAUGACGGCGCUGAUCGUGGCGGUGAAGGGCGGCUUCACCGACGUGGUGAAGGAGCUGCUGAAGCGGAACCCCAAUGUCAACAUGACCGACAAGGACGGGAACACGGCGCUGAUGAUCGCCGCCAAAGAGGGCCACACCGAGAUCGUGCAAGACCUGCUGGACGCCGGCACCUACGUCAACAUCCCCGACCGGAGCGGGGACACCGUGCUGAUCGGGGCGGUGCGGGGGGGCCAUGUGGAGAUUGUCCGCGCCCUGCUGCACAAAUACGCCGACAUCGACAUCCGGGGGCAGGACAAUAAGACGGCUCUGUACUGGGCGGUGGAGAAGGGCAACGCCACCAUGGUCAGAGAUAUCCUGCAGUGCAACCCUGACACUGAGACCUGCACCAAGGACUCGGAGACCCCUCUCAUCAAGGCCACUAAGAUGAGGAACAUUGAGAUUGUGGAGCUGCUGCUGGACAAAGGGGCCAAGGUUUCCGCUGUGGACAAGAAAGGGGACACGCCCCUCCAUAUCGCCAUCCGGGGGCGGAGCCGCAAGCUGGCGGAGCUCCUCCUCCGCAACCCCAAAGAUGGCCGCCUGCUGUACCGCCCCAACAAGGCGGGCGAGACGCCCUACAACAUCGACUGCAGUCAUCAGAAGAGCAUCCUCACGCAGAUCUUUGGAGCCAGACACCUGUCCCCCACGGAGUCGGACGGGGACAUGCUGGGGUACGACCUGUACAGCAGCGCCCUGGCGGACAUCCUGAGCGAGCCCACCAUGCAGCCGCCCAUCUGUGUGGGGCUGUACGCCCAGUGGGGCAGCGGCAAGUCCUUCCUGCUCAAGAAGCUGGAGGAUGAGAUGAAGACGUUCGCUGGCCAGCAGGUGGAGCCGCUGUUCCAGUUCUCCUGGCUGGUGGUGUUCCUGUCGCUGCUGCUGUGUGGCUCGGUGGCGCUGGUUCUGGGCUUCACUGUGGACCCGAAGCUGGCCAUCGCCGUGUCCCUGAGCCUGCUGGCCCUGCUCUAUGUCUUCUUCGUGGUGGUGUACUUUGGUGGGCGUCGGGAGGGCGAGAGCUGGAACUGGGCGUGGGUCAUCAGCACCCGCCUGGCCCGACACAUCGGAUACCUGGAGCUGCUGCUCAAACUGAUGUUCGUCAACCCCCCUGAGCUUCCGGAACAGACCACCCGCGCCCUGCCGGUCAGGUUCCUGUUCACAGACUAUAACCGCCUAUCCAGCGUCGGGGGUGAGACGUCCAUGGCCGAGAUGAUCGCCACGCUCUCGGACGCCUGCGAGAGGGAGUUCGGCUUCAUGGCCACCCGGCUCUUCCGCGUCUUCAAGACAGAGGAGACACAAGGGAAGAAGAAGUGGAAGAAGACGUGUUGCGUGCCCUCCUUCGUCAUCUUCGUCUUCAUCCUGGGCUGCCUGAUCACGGGCAUGACCCUGCUGGCCGUCUUCAAGGUGGACGGGCGCAACCGGACGGUGAACGCGGUUCUGAUCGCCAUGGCGAGUGUGGUGGGCCUGGCGCUGCUCCUGAACUGCCGCACCUGGUGGCAGGUGCUGGACUCGGUGCUCAACUCUCAGAGGAAGAGGCUGCACAGCGCAGCCAAUAAGAUGCACAAACUGAAGAGCGAGGGGUUCAUGAAGGUGCUGAAGUGUGAGGUGGAGCUGAUGGCUAAGAUGGCAAAGACCAUCGACGGCUUCACCCAGAACCAGACGCGCCUGGUGGUGAUCAUCGAUGGGCUGGACUCCUGUGAGCAGGACAAGGUGCUGCAGAUGCUGGAUACGGUGAGGGUACUGUUCUCCAAAGGCCCUUUCAUCGCCAUCUUCGCCAGUGACCCCCACAUCAUCAUCAAGGCCAUCAACCAGAACCUGAACAGUGUGCUGCGCGACUCCAACAUCAACGGGCAUGACUACAUGCGCAACAUCGUGCAUCUGCCCGUCUUCCUCAACAGCAGAGGCCUGAGCAGCGCCCGCAAGAUGUGCGCCCCCGCCCCCGCCCCCACGCCCGCGCCCGCCAACGGGGACGUGGCCAACUCCGAGGGGUGGCAUGAAGAUUUGGACAGGAAGCUCUCCCAGCACAGCCUCGGGGAGCUGACCAAGUUCGGCAGCAAGACCGCGCUCAACCGACGGGACACGUACCGCCGCAGACAGAUGCAGAGGACGGUGACGAGGCAGAUGUCCUUCGACCUGUCCAAGCUGCUGGUCACCGAGGACUGGUUCAGUGACAUCAGCCCCCAGACCAUGCGCAGGCUGUUGAACAUCGUGUCUGUCACAGGCCGACUGCUGAGGGCCAAUCAGAUCACGUUUAACUGGGACCGCCUGGCGUCCUGGAUCAACCUGACGGAGCAGUGGCCGUACAGGACGUCCUGGCUGAUUCUGUUCCUGGAGGAGACAGACGGAAUCCCCGACCAGGCCACACUCAAGACCAUCUACGAAAGGAUAUCGAAGAACAUCCCGACCACCAAAGACGUGGAGCCGCUGCUGGAGAUAGACGGGGACGUGCGCAGUUUCGAGGUCUUCCUGUCCUCCCGGACCCCUGUCCUCGCGGCGCGGGAUAUCAAGACCUUCCUGCCCUGCACCGUCAACCUGGACCCCAAACUGCGCGAGAUCAUCGCUGAUGUGCGUGCGGCCAGAGAGCAGGUGCACAUUGGAGGUGUGACCUAUCCCACGCUGCCUCUGCAGGAAGCCCCGCCCCGCGCCCCCUCGGUCUUCAGCCAGCACUCCUCGGCCUGCUCGCCCACCGCCUCCUUCACCGGCCCCUUCAACCCCCCGGGAGUGGUGUCGCCCCAACCCCCAAGCAGCUACUACAGCGGCAUGACGGGUCCACAGCACCCCUUCUACAACAGGCCAUACUUUCCCCACCAUGUUUAUCAGCUGCCAAAGCAGUAUGUUGGCAUCGCCCAUCAUGCCCUGCCACGCCCAUCCUUUAAAACCGCGUUUCCCAGGGAUCCCAGCAGUGCACUCUUUAAGUUACAGUCUCUCAAAGCAAAGCAGGGCUCGGCCUCGGUGGUGUCGGGAUCUGUGAGCACGCUGCUGAGCUCCAUGAACACAGACGGGGUGUGUGAGCGCGUGCGGCAGAUCGACGGAAUCGACCCCAGCAUGCUGGCGCAGUACACCGCCACCAUCAAGAAGGCCAAUGUCAACGGCAGGGUCCUGUCCCAGUGCAACCUGGACGAGCUGAAGAAGGAGAUGAACAUGAACUUCGGAGACUGGCAGCUGUUCCGUGGAGCGGUGAUGGAGCUGCGGCACAUGGAGAGCCAGGUUCUGCAGGAGGGGACGGGCAGCGAGCAGGGCAGCAGCGUCAUGGGCCACGUGGAGCCGGCCCGGCGUCCCGCCGCGGGGUCACACGAGCACCCCGACACCUCCCCCAUGUACAACUUCAACCUCAGCUUCGAGGAGCUCAGCAACGUGGGCCUGGAUGAGCCAGCGAGACACAGCAACCCCCCCUGGGCAGUGAGCACCCACCGGACACCCAGCAUGUCCAGCCUGAACUCCCAGGAGUCCUCCAACGACAUCUGCAAGCUGACGGACAAGCAGCAGGCUGAGUACCGCAACGCCUACCAGGAGUACAUCGCUCAGAUGGCCCAGCUGGAGGGAGCGGGCAACGUGGGGGAGAAACCCACGCAGCCCCAUCCGGGCCAGUUCAUGCACUCCGCCCCCGACGACAAGCCCAAAGAGGGGGCGGAGCUGGACGGCCGCAAGCCGUUCGCCAAGAGAGGGGGCGGGAAGUCCGCGGACCCGCCUGACUACACCCCGUCUGCCGGGACCACCAACGACGCCGCGCCACUCGACCCCAUCACCGAGGAGGACGAGAAGCCCGACCACGGCACCUCCAAAUCGCUGCUGAGCCGCAAGGGCUCGGGGGAGAGGGGCGGCCUCUUCCAAGGAGCCGACCUCAAGCUGAAGGGCUCCGGUCUGCGCUACCAGAAGCUGACCAGCGACGACGACGAGUCCGAGGAGUCUGACAACGCCCCGCUGCUGGCCGAUGGGAAGAAGGCCGACCCCAAGGCCGGCGACGCCGCGCGGCCCCUGGCCAAGGGGAAGGAGUACCUGUCGGACGCCAUGCUGGAUAAGAAGGACUCGUCCGACUCCGGGGUGCGGUCCAGUGAGAGCUCGCCCAACCACUCGCUGCAGGACGAGGAAGCUGACCUGUCCCAGCUGGAGAGGGCCAACCUGAUCGAGCUGGACGAGGAGAGCCUGGCGAGGAAGAGGGGUCUGAGCCUGCCGCACAGCCUGAGCGGCCUGCAGGACCCCACCAUCGCACGCAUGUCCAUCUGCUCAGAGGACCAGUGCAGCCUGCUGGCCAGCAGCCCCGAGGAGAGCUGGCCCUCCUCCAAAACCUAUAACCUGAACCGCACGCCCAGCAACACCACCCUCAACAACAACUCCAACGCCCUGCCCGGCAACCAGCGCGGCCAGCCGCCCGAGGGCCCCACCUCCUCCUCCGACGUCAUCGUCCCCCCCGCCCCCGGCACCAACCCCACGGCGCCCCCUGUUGACAACGUACGGGUGGUGCACCUGAAGAGGAGCAUGAACCCCGGAGAGGCGCCCGAGAUCCACAUCGUCUCGUCCUCCGACACGGUGGCCUUCGGGGAGGAGCGUGAGAGCAUCCUGUGAAGCCCCCACCGUCGCCACGGUGACGCCUGGAGGGCCAAUGCCUACCUGCAUGCGUAGUCGAAUAAACAGAUAGAUGAAGAAAAAAACCUGCAUGUUUGUCAUUUCCACACCAAAACCAUUAUUGCUGAACACUAAGGUAGUAUGGUGAUGCAUGUGUUAGAGCUAACAGUGUUUUCAGUGCAGGGUGAUGGAUUACCCUCUGUGCUUAUCAGGAAAAGGCCACACCUGUGGCUGGUUGAAGGUAACUGACAGAAUCACUGAGCUAGGCCAAGAUUGUUAAGGUUAGACAACAGAAACACAUCCAUAAAAAGCAUGUGUAGGAAAGCACUUCAUUUAGACUAAUGGUAGCUGCUGUAAUGAGAUGUGUUGGCUUCUGUCUGCUGAUGUCUCUACUGUGAAGUAGUAGUUAAGGAAAAUUGUGGUGUGGCUAACGUUAAAUGAAGCGUAGUUUAUAAUCAGAGUAAAAACGUCCUUUAAGUUUGCAUGUGUAGUGUGUCAUGUACAGU